ACUCUGUUGGGAAAAGUCGGUCAAGAUUGUUGUGAUAGAAGGCGCAUUUGACACCAAUUUAGCCGCUUUUGUAUAGUAUUGUACUACGUUACACACUUUUGCAUAUAGGCUUUUGAUAUCUUGAAUAUCCGUGUCGUCUGGUGGCUGAUGACUGUUGCUGUUUACCGCCUGACAAACCCGUGGAUGGGGUUUUUAUUUCCUGUCCUUGAACUUUUGGACAUUGGCAGAUUGUUGUGUGGACACCAGAAUGAUACCGGCUCAGCGAACAAUACUGAUUGGCCAUCGAUCACAUGUGCAUGACCCAAUUUCAGUAAUUCUUUAGCUUAAAAAUUUGCAGUUUAUUGGACAUCGUUAAGACGAGGUGAAGGACGAGAGUGUGCAAUGUCUUGUAGACGGUCAGUAUACUCCCGCGAGCAUGGAUCAAGUGUUACUGGAUGAUAGGACUGGACGGAGGACUCGCCAAUCAUCGCCUCACAUGACACAGUCCAGCUGGCCACACUAGCAGGAUGGCUACUGAGUAUUGUCGCAGAAUGCUGCGAAUCUGCAUAGCUCAGCUGUGUCAGAAUCUAGGAUGGAAUGCAACACAGUCGUCUCCUCUUGAGUUGCUCACCGAUGUCUUAGAGCGCUACCUUAUAGACCUUGGCAAGAUAUCUCACCGCUACUCGGAGCAGUUUGGGAGAACUGAGCCAAAUCUGGAUGAUCUGGCCUUGACAUUCCGCCACUAUGGUAUUCAGCUGGGAGAACUCGAGGACUACAUCCGCCAUGUUGAGCCAGUGGCGUUUGCACGAGAGGUGGUGUCAUUUCCUGCCCGGAAACGUAAUAACCUCGGAUUCCCUAAUCCGCGAAGUCGGGAGUUACUACAACAUCGAGAAGAGCAUGUACAUGACCACCUCCCCUAUAUGUACCCAGGCAUGGAGGAUGAGGUGGAAGAGGAACCCUCCCUGCCCACACCCUGCCAGCUACCUCAGGAAUCUGUGUCCCCACUGGCAAUCAGCCCCACCCCCACUGACAAGCGUCCCCUGUCCAACUCGGCCGAGGGACCCCCACCAAAGAGACCCAGGUUGACGAAUCUGCCGGAGGAGGCUGGCCACUCCCAGUACGAGAUGAAGAGCGUGCUGAUGAACCCGAGCGGCGUGCUCACCCCGACCAGGCAGGGCAAGCUGCCCGACGCCCGCACUCCGCCCACGUUCAGACAAGCCCUGCAGUUCAAGGAGGACAAGGAGAAGGGGCGAGAAAACAAGGACCAGCUUCCGAAACUUGCAGACAAACGUGAUCGCCAAGAUGGGGGCGCAGAUAACAUCAACAAGUCCAACAACUGUAUGGAGAAAGUGGCACCAAAGAAAAAAAUGCUGAAGCAGUAUAAACAAAUGGCAGCGGAUGAUGCCGCGUCGGGGAUGCCGCGGUCGCCGAAGGUGGGGAAGCUGGCCCGGCCCCCCAAACAGGUGUCCCCCCUUGUGACGAAGAACACAAAACCCAAGAACAAGCUGAAAUCCAAGGAUAAGCUGAAUGUGAAGAAGAGUGACAGCAGUGGGGGACCGAGUGGGGGUGGGGCGGGCACUCAAGGGGAGAGUUGUCUCAAGGACUUGCUUCUCUCAUCCAAAUUAGACUUGCACAAAGGAGAGAAAGCCAAACUUAGUUCACCCAAACUUUCAUCCCCCAAAACCAAAUCAGAUUCUAAACACAAGCACAAAGAAAAGAAAUCCCGGGUUGUUGAUAAGACUCCGAGGGCAGAACCAGAAGCCCAAUCUAGACAGCAGUCCGUCGGUGCAGACGGAGCCCAGUCGAAAACGGAGACUGGUUCUUCGUCACGACUCCAACCCUCCCUAGAGGAGGAGUUGUCCAACAACUCGCGUGAUGACUCCCCCCAGCGGUUGGUAAUCGCGGAGGGGGAGGUCCGUGUUAAGAACACGAAGGAGGCCCGGCUGGCCCGGCUGGCUCUCAUUGACGAUAGUAUUGAAAGUGUGAUCCGAGACUCCCAGUCCCACAAGGACAAACCUGACACCUUCACCUUCAGUGAGGAGGUGGCAGUGGAUGUGUCACCCAAGAUUGUGAAAGGGAAAAAGAAAGACAAAGUGAAAUCAGGUAAAGAUUCUGAUAAACAGAAAAAGAAGGAAAAGAAAGAGAAAUCAGACUCUCAGUCAAUUGACGAAAGUAUAGACUCUGUGAUACGACAGUCGUCAGAGGAAACGGAGUUGGUGGCUCCACCAUCUGUCACUAGUGUUGAGGAAGUGGUGAAGCGUGUGGUGGAGGAGUUUUCUCCCCCUGUUAGAGAAGUGCCACCCGUGUUGUCACAGGUACAAGGCAACAAGAAAGUCAAAGAAAAAUCAGAAAAAAAACAAAAGAAAAAAGGGGUGAAGAAAGAUAAAAUGGGUUCUACAAAAGAUAAACUAAAGGACAAAUUGAAAGUCAAAACAGAAAAACUAGACUUGUUCGAACCUGACAAGAAACCCUCAGUGCUAGAUAAGUUUUCAGCCAAGGAGUACAGUGUGUAUGACUUCCCGGAAAGUCCGCCAUCGUUCCCACCUCAACCCAAGAAAGCCACGCCCAAGUCAGGCACCUCCCCUAAACGCGCCCCACAUCCUCCAGUUGCGCCUCCACCCACACCCAUGUCCCUGCCCCCUCCUCCACCCCCUGCCCCACCUGUAGUGCCCCCUCCUCCACCUCCUGCCCCCCGAGAGGAGCGCCCCCUGCCUACAGACACUGAUCAGCCACCUCUCAUGACUCUCAAGAUUGAUCUCAAACACAAGCAGAAGGACAAGGAGAGAUCCAAGGACAAGGAUCACAAGAAGGAGAAGAAGGAGAAGAAAAAAGACAAAGAGAAGAAGAAGAAGAACAAAGAUAAGGACAAGGAGAAGUCUCGGGACAAGACUCGGUGGAAGGAGGACCGCCACAAGGAGGACAAGGUAGGAUGGACACCGGAUGGUCCGAGCAGUGCACCCACAGGUGGUCUAGUGGCUCCCAUCAAGCUGAACAUCAAGUUUGGUGGCCUGUCUGCUGCAACCAGCACUGUCGUCACGGAAACCAAGACAGCCUCACCAAAGACUGAGACUGUUCUGGAUUCUCCUAAGACCUCACGACCGGAGCCCCUACUGUCCCCCAAACGGGAUAUCCCCAAACUAGUUAUCAAACCAAUUCGUCGGGAGUCUUUAGAAGCCAAGUCCAAGCUAGGAGCAGCAUCACGAUCACCAGCCAUUAUGUCUCCAGCUAAACCUCCUACCCCGCCCCCACAGCCACCCCCCAAACCCCAAUCCCCUCCCCCUCCUCCAAAGAUCAAAACUCCACCUCGAUCUCCACCCCCACCCCCUUCACCUCCAAAACCCAAAACCCCACCCCCAAAAUCUCCAACUCCUUCGCCUCCACCCCCACCCUCCCCCUCACCACCUCCUCCCCCAGUCCCCAAAUCACCCCCUCCCCCAUUACCCUCACCGUCUCCUCCCCCAAGGUCACCCACACCUGAGAAACUUCUCACACCCUCCCCUGAGCCAAAGGUACGUUCACCUUUGAGUUCCCCAAUUCACAAAUCUCCAACCCCAGUAUCCCGCUCCCCAUCACCGAAGUCCCCCCAUCCCGUUCAACUUUUCCCCCCACCCCCACGGAGCCCCUCCCCGCCACGUGUUCAUUCAGUGAAGUCCUCUCCCCAACACUCUCCCUCCUCCCCCAAGCUUCAGAUGGAUAUUGACUCUGAGUCGGAGAAGGAUCAAGAUCCUGAGCCUAAACCCAAACCAGCUAAAUCAUCUCCAAAGGGAAAAGGAGAAACAAAGCCUUCACCAAAGGGGAAGCGAGGUCGAAAGCCCAAGGAGGAGAAUGCUGGGGACACGAGAGCAGCAGGAAAACCCAGGACCAAAUCUGUUCCGUCGGUGACGUCGGAGACCGUCAGCGAGACGCCCAUCACAGGACCCAUUGUUCAGAGGACUGUGGUGGCGGAAACUGUGGGAUCAUUCAUUGAUGCAGAUGGCAACAAGGUGUGGAUCUGCCCGUCGUGUAAGAUGCAGGACGAUGGCAGCCCGAUGAUUGGCUGCGACACAUGCGACGACUGGUACCACUGGACGUGCAUGAGCAUCACCGAGGAACCCAAGGAGGACGAUUGGUACUGUCCUCGAUGUCAGGAGAUCAGAGCCCGAGCCCCGAAGGGAGGAAAAAACAAGGAGGGAAAACCCAAGGGGAAAAAAAGGGGACGCAAGAAAAAAAUCUAAGGCAGCUUCUAGUAACAUGGACUCAAUGUUGCUUGUUAUCAGAUAAUUAUCAUGUAUAUAUUUUAUUUGCUCAACCGUGGUCUGUACAGUAGCUUUGUAAAGCUUUGAUGAUAAAUUGUCAAAGUGCU
Messenger RNA from Haliotis rufescens (red abalone), 4321 nucleotides. RefSeq names its product transcription initiation factor TFIID subunit 3-like. The transcript is spliced from 10 exons. Gene Ontology annotation, molecular function: protein heterodimerization activity. NCBI's taxonomy places the organism in Eukaryota, Metazoa, Mollusca, Gastropoda, Lepetellida, Haliotidae. Bases 507 to 4193 code for a protein of 1228 amino acids. The record is from RefSeq and is a predicted model, not a curated record. Gene Ontology annotation, cellular component: transcription factor TFIID complex.